ACGCUGAGCAGGUCUUUGCGAAAUCCCCCGACUCCCGCAAUCCCACCGUGCGUACUCGCUUCUUGACGUCAGAGUAUGUCCCCCCGCGGGAUAUAAUCGAGCGUCCGACCCCUUCGUGGUCAUUCGACGUCUGUGCUCUUCGGGGUUUAGUGUUAGUGUUGUCUGCUGCCAACGUACCGGAUCUCGCUGAAGAGAUGGAUGUCAUCAACUCCACAGUUUCGACCCUGACCUCAGGUCACUCCCACUUCGGUCUGGUCGAGUACUCCAUUUUCGCCAGCCUGCUGGCCCUCUCCGCCCUCAUCGGUCUGUACAUCGGCUGCUUCCAGCGGCAGAACACGGUCUCAGACUACCUCCUGGGAGGCAAGAAGAUGGGGAUCAUACCAGUCGCCUUGUCAAACGUCGCAAGCCAUGUAUCAGGAAUCACUUUGCUAGGAGUUCCUGCCGAGAUAUACCUCUUUGGCACCCAGUAUUACGUCAUAGCCUUCAGCAUAAUAGGAGUCACCUUUAUGAUAAUCUAUUGCUACCUCCCAGUAUUUCAUCCGCUGCAACUCAAUUCUGCCUUUCAGUACCUAGAAAUGAGGUUUAACUCCAAAGUCCGCACACUGGGGUCCUUCAUAUUCGCCGUAUCCUUGAUUGUCUACAUACCAAUAGUGAUUUACGUUCCAUCCCUAGCGUUUAACCAAGUUACUGGAGCCUCGGUCCACGUGAUAGCCCCCAUCAUUUGUAUCGUCUGCAUUUUCUAUACAACUCUGGGAGGCCUUAAAGCGGUUGUAUGGACAGAUGCUCUUCAGAGUGUCUUCAUUGCGGUGUCCAUAAUCUCUGUCACCAUCCUCGGCGUCCGGGACGUUGGCGGCUUCAAUGAGGUCUUCAGAAUUGCAGAAGCAGGCCACAGGUUGGAGCUGUUCAACUUCAACCCCGACCCUCUUGCUCGCAACACCUUCUGGACCGUCUUCGCUGGCACUCACUUCUUUUGGCUCUCGAACUUUGCCGUCAACCCCGGUGCCACCCAGAAGUUCAUCUGUGUACCUACCCUUAGAGGCGCCAAGAUAGUCAUGAUGAUCACCUGUGUCUGCAUUAUUGGCGUCACGAGCUUGACCUCUUUCAUUGGCCUUCUGAUGUACGCUAAGUACCACGAUUGCGAUCCCAUCACUUCCAAGGUUAUCGAGAAAUCAGGCCAGAUGUUGCCAUACUACGUCAUGGAGGUCGCCAAAAACGUUCCCGGGCUUUCUGGUCUGUUCAUUUCUGGGGUGGUCAGCGCCGCCUUGAGCACGAUGUCCGCAAGUCUGAACACUGUAGCCGGAACCCUCUACGAAGACUUCGUCGCCCCCUUCUACAAGAAAUCGCCCAAGAGCGACGCUACCGCCUCUUUAGUCAUGAAGGCCAUCGUUCUGGUCGUUGGCACCUGCUGCGUGCUGCUCAUCUUCAUCGUUGAAAAGUUAGGAGGCAUCAUGCAGAUGGCGAUCAGUGUGACUAGUAUCACCCACGGCGCCAUGAUCUACAUCUUCUCGGUCGGAAUCUUCUUCCCAUGGGUGAAUUCAAAGGGUGCACUGUGGGGAGCAGUGGCUAGUCUGGUGUCUAUGACCUGGGUCGUGGCAGGAUCCCAAUACUACAUGGUGGCUGGACAGCUACAAUUUCCCAGCAAGAUCCUUAGUGUUGACCAAUGUUUAGUUGGCAGCAAUGUCUUGAAUACCACAGUUGCGUCCUCUUACGCUGGCAUCGGUUCUCCAGUGAUAGCUGAAGGUGUACCUCCGCUUUACCAACUGUCCUAUAUGUACUUCUCCGGCCUGGGAGCUCUAGUGGGGUUGUUGGUAGGCCUGACUGUCACCUGUCUCACUCAAUCUCAGCCUCUGGAAUUGCUCGAUCCACGCCUCAUCACACCCUGCAUGAGACGCUUCCUACCUGCCCCUGCUCCAGCUCCAGAGGAGCUGAAGCUGAUCCAGGAAAAGAACUCUGUGAAGAUUGUGAUUAACGGUGUUUAGUUCAGUAGAAACAUGUUGCAAGAGAACUCCAGGACAGAUCCUUGAUGAAGGUUUACUAGUCAAAACAAUAUUGGACUCACUAGGAAAUGUCAACAGGAUUCAUCCAGUCAAACGUUCUUUGAAUCCCAAGACAAACUCCUGCAAAGACUCUUUUCCAAAUCUACGUCUUCAAAAGCCUUUAAAUCCAAGACAAUUUUAUAAACAAAUCACAAUUUUAAGAGUAUCGUUAAAUUUUAAUUCUUUAUCAUUUAUUGAAGGACCACGACAAAACCUGAGAGAGUUUUAAAGACUGGAUUUUAUAUUAGAAAUAAUAUUAUUAGAAUUGAUUAUCAAGUCUGACAAAGAUCGUUGGUGCUAUUGUUGUAGUGCUAUUGUUGACUAGAGUACAUCGAAGUAGGUAGCUACAUUAUUGUGCGACUACAUUAUAAUAAUUUAGUGAAUAUAUUCCAAGUUAUUCUCUGUUUGGCCAUUCAAAGGCUGGAGAUGAACUAAUCAAGAGCUGUGAUCUUAUUUAAUAUUUUAAUAUAACAACAUGUAAAUAUUUGUAUUUUUACUAAUAAAACUAGGUUAACAACUUUGAAAAGUUGCUAGAAAUAAGACAUGAAUUGUUGACUAUUUUUAAUAAAAUAUAGAAAAUAAAUGUUUUUAUAGAUA
Messenger RNA from Homalodisca vitripennis (glassy-winged sharpshooter), 2633 nucleotides. RefSeq names its product sodium-coupled monocarboxylate transporter 2-like. Gene Ontology annotation, molecular function: symporter activity. Lineage: Eukaryota; Metazoa; Arthropoda; Insecta; Hemiptera; Cicadellidae. Gene Ontology annotation, biological process: transmembrane transport; sodium ion transport. The record is from RefSeq and is a predicted model, not a curated record. The transcript has 14 exons. The coding region runs from base 195 to 1979 and encodes 594 amino acids. Gene Ontology annotation, cellular component: membrane.